This is a messenger RNA of Cajanus cajan (pigeon pea), 3084 nucleotides long. Its product is annotated as 40S ribosomal protein S27. Lineage: Eukaryota; Viridiplantae; Streptophyta; Magnoliopsida; Fabales; Fabaceae. The record is from RefSeq and is a predicted model, not a curated record.
UGCAGAAGAAUAUAAAUAUAAAGGGCGAAAGAAAGUGAAAGUAGUGUGUUUUGUAGGUUGCUUCAUUUCUCCGCUCGCUCACGACCUUUGGAUUGCUCUUGUUGACGAGUGAUGGAGGGUGAUUGGAGUUCCCAAAGCAACUGGACCAUUGCCUCCGGCUCAGUCCGCGACUGCAUCACCUUCCAUUCCUCUCUCUCUUUCUCCGACCACCACGCAACCCAAUCCACUCCCACUCCUCUCCUUCUCCAUCCUCCUUCGCCGCAUCAUUCCCCUCCCUGCCAGAUCAAGAUUACUUUUCCGGAGAAACACGAGCUCAGACAAAUCUACGUCCGUAGCACGGCGCGUGUCUACGAGAUUUACUAUGCUCCUGACUCUCGUUCUAACGACGACUAUCUCUGCACAGUUCGAUGCGGCGUUGCUGUUAGAGACGACGUCGUUCUUUCUUCUCCUUCUGUUCCACAUCUGACCGACGAUAGUGUUAAAAUGGAAGAUGAUUGGGUUGAAGUCAAAGUUCCUGAUGUUGCAAAACACUCCGCCAAAACCUCUCAGGAUCUUUAUGAGGCUACGGCAGAGAUUGAUGAUGCAAAUCCUUGCAUUUCUGUUACACUUCGUUUGCUCUCGCUUCAGAAUAAAGGCUGUGUUUAUGUUGAUGAGAUUUAUGUGUUUGCGGAUCCUGUUGAUUCAGCUGAUACAGAAAGCCAGGAAAGCCAUAAUGAAAACACAUCUGGCAGUUCCCUCAUGGCUAUGUUUCUGCCCACUCUAAUGCAAUUAUCCAAGACAAAAGGGCUCAGCAAUCUAAAUGCUCUAAGAAAGGAAAAUCAACAUGUUUUGGGGAAUGAUUUGGAAGCAACUCAUCCAAGUGAUUCUGUAAUUAAAACUCAGCUAAAAGGAGAAGCUACCAUAACUGAUCCUCAAGAAGUGAAGUUGAAUGAGGUGCAAGGUGGUUGGAUGGGUCCACACCCGCUAGAUACAUUCUCACAACUUGCUAAAAUGGAGGGAAACCAUACUUCAGUACCCUCACAAACUACUAAAAUCAACAACACUCACAGUUUCAUACCCUCAAAAAUUGCUGAAAAGGAGAACGACCACAGUGCCAUUCCCUUUCAAAGUGCUAAAACAGAGUGCAAUAUUAAUUCUGUCCCCAUGCAAGUGGCUAUUUCUGAGAGCAAUCCUGGUGAUUCUUUGGGUGGUAAUGUUGAAAGGGUCCUGGAACAGCUUGUAUCACGCAUGGACAGGAUAGAAGAAAUCUGUUUGGGCUUUCAAGAGAAAAUGGUGCUGCCCAUGAACAGCAUUGAGGCAAGACUCCAGCGAGUUGAGCAGCAACUGGAUACACUGACUAAGAAAUCACAGAAUUCGACAUUGCCAUCAUGUUCUAGAAUUUUCGCUCCUGAUGCUUCUUGUAGUGAUUCAGAUGCCAUCUCCUGUGACAAUUGUCCUGAUUAUGCUGCCACUAAGGAAAGUGAAUCAGAUGAGAAACAUUUACACACAGAGGUAAGAUAUGUCUCUGCUCAUAUAUCUGAUUCAGCAAAUACUACUCAAUUGCUCCCAGGUCUUGUAGUUACAGCUCCCGAGUUUCCUGAUGGUGAGGAUGAGGAAGUUGAUGCAUCGGGACUAGAAACAGAUGUGGAUGAAAAAGUUGAUGCAUCAGGACUAGAAGCAGACAAGGAUGAAGAAGUUGAUGCAUCAGGACUAGAAGCAGACAAGGAUGAAGAAGUUGAUGCAUCAGGGCUAGAAGCAGAUGAGGAUGAAGAAGUUGAUGCAUCAGGACCAGAAACAGAUUCUUCAAAAAAUAAAGCAAAGCAGUCAAUUGAUGAUGCUUUAUCUUCUGCUUUAGCUAAUUUUUUGUCUUCCACGCCUUUAAAUUCUCCAAAGUAUACUAAAAGUCUAACUGUUAAAGCCCCCGAGUUUUUAAAUGAAGAUGCUGACGACCAUGAGAGCAAUAGUCAGAUAGUGAAAAAUGACUCAGUUCAUCUCACAGACAGGGAGGAAUUUGGUCACAUCCAAGUGUUGGCUUCAUCCAAUACUUCGUUGGAAAAUAGUGAGAAGAUAAACCCAGAUUCUAAUGAUAAAAACUCUGAAAAUACUUCCCAGGAAGCUGAAGAACAUGACCAAUUUUGCAGUGCAGAAGGAGAUCAAGAUGAGGCAACUUUGAAAACUACUGAACAUAGUCCAAAAGCAGAUGUUGUUGACAACUUUGAAGAAGACAAAAAUGGAAAAAUCAAUGGUAAGAAAAGUGAUGGUUUGUCGUCCAAUACAAGUGAUAUUUCAAAUGGGUUGCUCGACAAUCUGACCCCCUGCGGUUACAAUAGUAUCAAUGAGGAAGAACCACUCUCAGGGACUGAACUUACUGUUGCAUCAGAGGUCUCAAGGAAAACCCAUGAGAACAUCAUAGAGAAUGUUCUUGGAUUUUCACUUGCUUCCUCCAUUGUAGAUUUUGAAAACCCAAUCUUGGAUGUGAAAUUCAUUUCUCAGAGAACUCCUGCUACAGAGAGUUUCCUUGAAGAUUUUCUGGUUGAAACACAAGAGGCCAAGGAAAGCAAUGGUGAUUUUCCUGUACUGAAAAGCAAUGGUGAUCUCUCGGUUGAGGAGCAGUCUAAUUUGAUUUCAAUAGAAGAUGGGGAACUGGUGAAUCCAACUAGCGAUAGCCAUUUUGCUGUGGACAAAGACUUGUGUACUUCGAUUGCUGCUGAACCUGUGAACAUCGAAGGUGAUAAUCUGCCAGUGCUGGAGGAUCAUAAGCGAAAACGUGAUCAAAUGUCUUCAAGUCUCAUAUGAAGUGGUUUCUAGUCCCUGUUUCAGUUCAUGAGUCUAGAAUGUUUAGGCAUUUGUAUAUAGCUAUUUUCAUGAAUAUCGUCUUGUUUCUUUCUCUAAAUUUUCAACAAUCUUUAGCUUUUCUGCUUAGAGUCAAUAGAAGUUACUUCGAACAAACAUGUUGCAGCUGUUCCUUGUUUAGGGCGUGGUUGGAUUCAUGAUAACUGUAAAUAGUCUCAUUUCGUGGUCGUAGUUGCAGGAUAAUUAUUGGGAGUUGAUAUUUUUCAUACAUGCAUUAAUAGAUAAUUGAAUAAUGAAAAUAUCUUUCCUUUA